Molecule: messenger RNA, 667 nt
Organism: Populus euphratica (Euphrates poplar)
Lineage: Eukaryota; Viridiplantae; Streptophyta; Magnoliopsida; Malpighiales; Salicaceae
Product: WRKY transcription factor 44-like
Exons: 3
Coding region: 81-494 (137 amino acids)
Biological process (GO): regulation of DNA-templated transcription
Molecular function (GO): DNA-binding transcription factor activity; sequence-specific DNA binding
Source: RefSeq, a predicted model, not a curated record
CUUUUGUGUUUUCUACCAAAAGAUUGAGCAUACUUCUCGCCGAACACCUUUUCUCUUGGUGUGAAUAAUCAACUGUGACCAUGAGUGAAGUUUCUCAGACCGGAGAAACCUCCAUGGAAACUACUGAGGAGGAUAAAGAAGAGCAGCAGCAGCAGCAUACAGAUCGAGGAAGGCGGAGAUUGGUGCUGCCAGAAGAUGGGUUUGAAUGGAAGAAAUAUGGCCAAAAGUUCAUCAAAAAUAUUGGAAAAUUCAGGGGCUACUUUAGAUGCCAGAAGCGAAACUGUAUGGCAAAGAAGAGAGCAGAAUGGUCCAGCCCAGAAAACCUUCGAAUAGUAUACGAGGGAUCACACAGCCAUGCCUCGUCUACACAAGAUUAUUCUUCUGCUUCCUCACAAGGGACUCCUCCUUCCUCAGCUGCAAACCAGUACAACCUGUACACUCAACUCUUUGGAAAUCAACCGGCUUCAAGCACGCACGAUCAAGAUCAUACUUGACUCAACUUGUUAAGUACUCCGUAGCUAGCUAGCUAGCCGCUACCAUCAUUUGAUUCCACUGCUCAUUGAUCGAUCAUGUAAUUAAGCGCUGUAAAUAUGCCAUAAUUCUUGACAACUUGCUGGGUUCUGGAAAACUUGAUAAAUAAAUAAGCCAGCCAGGAAGGAUCGAUGUU